This is a messenger RNA of Apis dorsata (giant honeybee), 3482 nucleotides long. It is a transcript of the gene nAChRalpha6, whose product is annotated as neuronal acetylcholine receptor subunit alpha-7. NCBI's taxonomy places the organism in Eukaryota, Metazoa, Arthropoda, Insecta, Hymenoptera, Apidae. The record is from RefSeq and is a predicted model, not a curated record. The transcript has 15 exons. Gene Ontology annotation, biological process: chemical synaptic transmission; signal transduction; monoatomic ion transmembrane transport. Gene Ontology annotation, cellular component: postsynaptic membrane; synapse; neuron projection. Gene Ontology annotation, molecular function: transmembrane signaling receptor activity; acetylcholine-gated monoatomic cation-selective channel activity. The coding region runs from base 1785 to 3368 and encodes 527 amino acids.
AUCACUUUCCAUCUCUCUCGUUCCUCCUCUCCUCUCUCCGUCCUUCUCUUCCUUCCUCUUCGAUCUCACUCCCUCAUUCUAUCUAUCUAGCUGUUGCCCCCUUGGCUCUAUCCGCGCACACGCCUCGCUUCUGUCCGCUUCACCUUUUUCUCGGCCGCUGUCUCAGUCUACCGCGAGUCGCCUACGUCUGCUUGUAGACCUCGUAACGUGGCCGCGUGUGAUAGUGUAUCAACGAUCGUAGUUCCAUUCGCUUGAACUCGUCGUCCGGNAGCCAGCGCGCACACCGGCUUGACUUUGCCCCGCCGGUGCGUGAGAUGUCCGUUCCACGUACCUCGUACCACCUUGUGAGAAUGCGUCCAGGAAUCAAGUGAUCGCGAGUAUCGACGAGCUCGACGUCGUCGUCGUCGAGUGACGAGUGGUGACAGAGGUAAUCUGCGCGAGACCCAGGAAUACGCACGGUAUUCGUAGAAACGCGAACGAUGACGAGGCGGUGUCAGCGUGGAUUCGAGGUAUAGCGGAGAUCUCGAGGCGAUGCCAGUUUCGAGGAGGAGGCGGUGAGAAACGAUAAAGCAGCAUGAUUUUGUACGAGAAUCUGGAAGCUGGCGGACGCGUAACGAAUGAGAAAAGGGAAACGAAGUGCUGUGAGAACAUUUGAUGUAAGAGCAGCGAGGGUGUAUAAGUGGGAGCAGCACGCUUGGCCAAGUUGCCUGGAUACGGGCAGCAGCACCGUGUUGCGCUCCGGUGAAGUAGGAGGAAGCGAAGGAGGUGGAAGGUGGUGCUAAUACGCGAAAGGAUGGAGGGUGCAGUGGACAGUAGUGGGACGAAGAAGACGAUGCACGAGGCCGAACAGGCUACGAACGCAGGCUCGUGCCGCGUCCAAGAAUCGCGAUAGCAUAGCUGCCUUCUUCGGAUACGAUUGCGUAUGGUAAUCGUGGCGACAGAAACGUUGCUCAUUCACCCAACAACGCGCCCGGCUCUCUGUACUCGAGAUCCGGCAUCGAGCACGAAAGCUCGAAAGCCUCUACGAAGCCUCUCGAUUGGCAGGAAUGACCGAUACCUUUCGGCUCGAACUGAACAACUUCUUUAACUUCUUUCACGAUUCUUCCUCGAUUCUCGCUUCUCCAGUGAAUUCCCGAUGAGAAAAAUUUUAGAUUAGAGAACAGGAAAUAGUAAGAAUAGUAAGUGUCGAUGAGAAACGAGAAGUGUGUUCGUAUAAUAUAUCCCGUUCUUAUAAUCGUACUUCCUUAAAGGAAGAGUGUGAUAGUGAAAUAUCGAAUUCGUGAUUGAAUAAGGAGAAAGGAAAGGGAGGCAUUCGUAUCGAAUAUAUAUACGCCGCUUGUCACGAACACCUGUGAAUCGAGCACGGCUCGAAAACACUUAUGGAAUUCUUUUUACAUACACGGAUGCAACGGCCCUCUUUCCUCGUACAACGCGUUCGUUCGAUGCGUGCCUGAUACUACGCGAAGAGCUAAUACCGUUGCCGUGUAAUUGAUAAAUGAUAUCAAGUGACAGAAGCCGAUCGCAAUUGUAGGUGUAUAACGCGAGCAUGCUCGACGCGUGGCGAGGUUCGACACGGACCUAGAACUGCGGUGACGAUAGGAAGAGGCAGAGCAACGGCAGUAACGACAACCAUCAGAAGGUUGGCGGGUCGUGUAUACGUGAAAAGUGGGAAGUGUGUAGUGCGCGCACGAGUGGAGAAGGGACGUACAAGGGGGUGGUGGAACACGAAAGGAGUGGAGCAUUCGGUGAAUUCCGGGUGGCCGACCCUUGCGAAUAGAGGAGAGAUGUCGAGCUGGCCGAGUCUGCAAAAUUCAUUCGCCAUGGCGAACCAGACGAGAGGUCUGCCACAGAUGCGAAUAAAGCUUUGUAUGGUCAGCGCCGGUCUUCAAAUAGUCCUUUUGCUCACCGUCCUACCUCAAGAAAGCCUGUGCGGACGUCACGAGAAACGUUUGUUGAACGAGCUGUUGUCGUCAUACAACACGCUGGAGCGGCCCGUCGCCAAUGAGAGCGAGCCUCUCGAAGUGAAAUUUGGCAUCACGCUGCAGCAGAUCAUAGAUGUGGAUGAGAAGAAUCAAAUAUUAACUACGAACGCGUGGCUCAAGUUGGAAUGGGUGGACUACAACCUCCAAUGGAACGAGUCCGAGUACGGAGGUGUAAAGGACCUUCGAAUUACACCAAACAAGCUCUGGAAGCCAGACAUUCUCAUGUACAACAGUGCGGAUGAGGGUUUCGACGGGACAUACCAAACAAACGUGGUAGUCACGCAUAACGGCAGUUGCCUGUACGUUCCUCCGGGCAUCUUCAAGAGCACUUGCAAGAUAGACAUCACUUGGUUCCCCUUUGACGACCAACACUGUGACAUGAAGUUCGGAUCCUGGACCUACGACGGCAACCAGGUCGACCUCGUGCUCAGCUCGGAGACGGGCGGUGACCUGUCCGACUUUAUCACGAAUGGAGAAUGGUACCUGAUCGGAAUGCCGGGCAAAAAGAACACGAUAACGUACCAAUGCUGUCCGGAGCCUUACGUCGACGUCACAUUCACCAUACAGAUCCGUAGAAGGACCCUAUACUAUUUUUUCAACCUGAUCGUGCCGUGCGUGCUGAUAUCGAGCAUGGCCCUCCUGGGAUUCACCCUUCCGCCAGAUUCCGGGGAGAAGCUCACCUUAGGAGUGACCAUUCUACUGUCGCUGACAGUAUUCCUGAACCUCGUUGCAGAAAGCAUGCCGACCACCUCGGACGCUGUCCCUCUAAUAGGGUCGUACUUCAAUUGCAUCAUGUUCAUGGUGGCGAGCAGCGUCGUUCUGACAGUGUUGGUGCUGAACUUUCAUCACAGAACGCCCGACAGAUACGUGAUGCCAUCGUGGAUUAAAAUGCUGUUUUUACAAUGGUUGCCGUGCUUGCUGCGCAUGAGUCGUCCAGGAAAGAAGAUCACGAAGAAGACCAUUCUUGGAGGCAACAGAAGGGCAAAGGGCAUGGAAUUGCAGGAGAAGAGUAGCAAGAGUUUGCUAGCAAAUGUAUUAGAUAUCGACGACGACAUUCGUCACAAGAAUAGUGCGGCAAAUCCUCCUUCCGGUUAUAUAAGGUCGGCGUUCGGUACACCGAUAUCUACCGGAAGACCAGCAACGGUCGAAGAUACGUCCGCAUCGUUACCUCUUAGUGGGAUGCAGGAGGAAUUGCACACGAUUCUUAAGGAAUUACGAUUCAUCACGGAUCGUAUGAAAAAGGCGGAUGAAAGCGACGAGAUCAUUAGCGACUGGAAAUUCGCCGCUAUGGUGGUGGACAGGCUUUGCUUGAUCGUUUUCACGUUGUUCACGGUUUUGGCCACGAUAGUGAUAUUGUGUCGUGCGCCACACAUAAUCGUCCAAUAAAUAGACUGCCCCGGUCAAGUCACCGAAAAAAUGCACAAAAAUUGCCAAAGAAACGACGAUACGUGAGUUUCGAGGAGGCUGCCACGGAAGAGCGAUCAAGUAACGAGAGAGCAC